Molecule: messenger RNA, 2322 nt
Organism: Thunnus maccoyii (southern bluefin tuna)
Lineage: Eukaryota; Metazoa; Chordata; Actinopteri; Scombriformes; Scombridae
Product: calreticulin-like
Exons: 9
Coding region: 8-1405 (465 amino acids)
Biological process (GO): protein folding
Cellular component (GO): endoplasmic reticulum; endoplasmic reticulum membrane
Molecular function (GO): calcium ion binding
Source: RefSeq, a predicted model, not a curated record
UCGUCCAAUGACAUGUAGACAUCUGUUCGCUGGAGCGACUCUAAAAUAUCCCCCUUCUCUUCCUUCUCCAGAAGAUAUUCUCUAUUUAGCAAGGGUAUUGUUGGUAGCGGACAGUGGUCCUGAGAUGGGGAAAAUGCAAGUCUUGGGCGUAGUUGCGGUAAUUUUGGUAGUAUACUGCGUACAUGCAAAGGUUUACUUUCGGGAGGAGUUUUUGGACGGUGAUGAAUGGCGAAGUCGCUGGAUGGACUCCAAGCACAAGUCUGACUAUGGAGAGUGGAAACUAACGGCUGGCAAUUUCUAUGGAGAUGCUGAGAAAGACAAAGGUCUGCAGACAAGCCAAGAUGCUCGUUUCUAUGCCACCUCUGCCCGUUUUGAACCUUUCAACAACGAGGGCAAGCCUUUGGUCAUUCAGUUUACAGUCAAGCAUGAGCAAAAGAUUGACUGUGGUGGUGGCUAUGUCAAGGUCUUCCCCACUGACUUGGAUCAGAGUGCCAUGCAUGGAGAUUCCACAUACUACAUCAUGUUUGGCCCUGAUAUUUGUGGCUACAGCACCAAGAAGGUUCACGUCAUUUUCAAUUACAAGGGCAAGAAUCACCUCAUCAAGAAAGAAGUAAAGUGCAAGGAUGAUGAGUUGACCCAUCUGUACACACUGAUCCUGAAUCCAGACCAGACCUAUGAGGUGAAGAUUGACAACAAGAAGGUAGAAUCCGGCAGUCUGGAGGAGGACUGGGACUUCCUGCCUCCCAAGAAAAUUAAGGACCCUGAAGCCAAGAAGCCAGAGGACUGGGAUGACCGUGCCAAGAUUGACGACGCUGAUGACACCAAGCCUGAGGACUGGGACAAACCUGAAAACAUUCCAGACCCUGAUGCUAAAAAGCCUGAUGAUUGGGAUGAGGAUAUGGAUGGAGAGUGGGAGCCUCCCAUGAUCCCCAACCCCGAGUACAAGGGAGAAUGGAAACCCAAGCAGAUCGACAAUCCCAACUACAAAGGAGCCUGGGUACACCCUGAGAUUGACAAUCCUGAAUACAGUCCUGAUUCCACCAUCUACAAGUUUGACAACAUUGGUGUUUUAGGUCUCGAUCUUUGGCAGGUGAAAUCUGGUACCAUCUUUGACAACUUCCUGAUCACAGAUGACGUGAAGGAAGCAGAAGACAUUGGGAAUGAGACAUGGGGCGUCACAAAGGAACCAGAGAGGAAAAUGAAACAGGAGCAAGAUGACCUGAAACAAAAAGAAGAGGAGGAGAAGACCAAAGAGCAAGAUACCGCCGCUGAUGACGAUGAUGAUGUGGAUGAAGACAUAGACGACGAGGGAGAAGAAGAUGGGGAGGAAGAAACAAAGGAAGACAUGGAGGAGGGACUUUCAGAAACAGAUGAGGAGGAAGCAAAGCAUAAAGAUGAGCUUUGAGGAGGUCUGGCCAGAUUUUUUUUCUGUCCUGCCUCCUAGAGAAACUCUGUCCUGUAUUUUCCAGGGGUAUUGUGGCUGCUGUGCAUCCUUUCCCUGAGAUUUGGACACAACCCAACUUGGGGGGUUUAUAUAGUGAAGGGUGGAUGUUUAUGGACUUAGUUUCUCUUUCAUUUUGGUCAUGAUGCCGCCCUGUUGCCUCUGAGCUGCUGGGUAGAUUCUAAGGUUUUCCACCUUCCACCACAUCCAUUCCUCACAUGCUCUAUCAGCAAUUUGUAAAAACAAAGAAUAUGGAGGCACUGGCAUCCACUGUUGUCUUGAUUUUCUUGAUCUAUUUGUCUAACUUUUAAUUGCAGAUUCCCUUGCACAGUUCCUCACCGGUUAGAGUACAUUGACAGUUGAUUAUAAGCUGUAGUAAAUGUGACAAAUUGAGGUUUGCAGAUGUCAAACUGUUCAGAUUCCAACAUUAACUUUAUUGUCCCCAAAGGGAAAUUUCUCUUGCAGCACAGUAAAACAUAAAAUGCACAUAAAACAGAACAUAUAAUAUAUAAAAUGUAAGACUUAUCAAAAAAUACAGACAGAAAUACAGACUGUAAUAUAAUGUAACUUAUUCUGGUUACAUCUGUGGCACUGACUUUAUUUUCCUUUCCCCACUCUAUAAGGCAGAAAUGAAUGAAAUCUUUAGACAUAAAUGAAUCUUCAUCUAAGUGUACAAUGCAAUUGUUUUUCUACAUUGAAAAGGCAUGAAUUCAUCAUGUCUUCAUGGUAAUGUGACGGGACCUGCAUAAUAUCCUGAAAGUCUGGAGAAACAGAUGGUGAGCCCCUGGUGUGACUGAUGACAUCACUUUGGGUCACACACUUAUUUUUAUUGGACAGAAUGUUAUUGAUACCAAAGUUUUUAUUAAAAGAUUAUAACCAUA